Messenger RNA from Culicoides brevitarsis, 1517 nucleotides. RefSeq lists its product as uncharacterized. Lineage: Eukaryota; Metazoa; Arthropoda; Insecta; Diptera; Ceratopogonidae. The record is from RefSeq and is a predicted model, not a curated record. The coding region runs from base 469 to 1416 and encodes 315 amino acids. The transcript has 4 exons.
CAAGAAUCGUCGAGAGUCAAUAAUAAAGAGUGGAAUUGUUGUAAAGUGUAUUAAAUUUCAUCAAUACUCAGAUAUUUUAUUUAUUUUUGUGUUAUUUUGCUCUGAACUUGUCAUGCCAAACAGAAUCAGGUGAACCGAACGAACACAUGUUAAAAAAGAGAGAAAAAUCCGAAAUGAAGGAAAAAUCGUUGGAAUGUGUGAAAAAAUGCCAAAAAUCCAAAGUUUCAUCAUUUGAAACACCCUAAAAGUGUCUGUUCGAUUGGACAUAAUAAGUGAACGCGCACACAAACAUCCAAACAAUCAAACAGUGAAACACAGAAAAAAAAAGUGAAUUGACAACCAGAAACAAUAGUGAAAACGAUUAUUUUAGAAGAAAAGGAAAAAAAGCGGUGGUGGUGGCAUCUUACAUAUUAACAAACAACACAAAAGAACAAAAGAAGGAAAAAAACGGCAACAAAAUAAACGAACAUGGGAAUAAAUAAACGGAUACAUUUCAAAUCGCUUGGCAGAUUGGAGGUUGUGUGGUUCUUUCUACAAUUUAUAACAAAAGUCAUCUGCCUACGAGACUUGAAUGUAAAAGUGCCAGAAGCCGUAGCCAUCGGAGACACAGUGACGCUAUCAUGCGAUUAUGACCUGGAAAGUGCGGCUCUCUAUUCCGUACGCUGGUAUUUCGACUCGGAAGAAUUUUAUCGGUACGUUGCGAAGGAACAACCACCUGGCCGGGAUUUUAACACGAACGAGUUGGAAGUGGAUUUGACGAAAUCGAAUGCCAGCACAGUGAACAUAAAAAAUGUAAAAAUAACACAAAGCGGGUUGUAUCAGUGCGAGGUGUCAGCAGAUGCACCCCUUUUUCACACCGAAAGUAGUGGCUCGCUCAUGACAGUUGUCGAGUUGCCAUCGACAGAACCUUUUAUAAUUGUGAAUAAUCCGCAGCCCGAAUUGAAUAGUAAUUUAAAUAAAAUACUCAUUUCUUAUGGAGAUAAUUUUAAGGUGACUUGCAUCUCGCCAGUAUCGCAUCCGCCCGUCAAUUUUACAUGGAGUAUAAAUAACGAAAGAUUUUCGGAAACAAAUUCCGGCGUCCGUAAAUCCGGUGAGUCGUGGUCCGAGUUAGUGGCAUUUGUUGACAAUCGCCUAUAUUCACCGCUCACGAAUCGCAUACUCAUCCGUUGUGAAACAAAUAUAUUUAAAUUGUAUCAUGGUGUGACAGAACAAGAGCUUUAUGUGGUAAAUAACCAUCACUACUACAUGGGUGACAGAAUACAUCCGACAAAUUACGAUCACCGGAAUGGGGGACGCGGCGAUCCCGAUAAUUCCGCGUUAACGGGCUUUUCCGUGCUAAUUAAGCCAAAUAAUAAUAUUGUGCUGAAAUUAUUGAUUUUAUUAGCUUUAUGGACAAUAUUUUGUUGCUGUUUGUAAUAAACUUUAUUUAUACAUGAAUUAACAUUAAUUAUAUUAAAAAUAUUAUUAUUAAACAAAACAAACAAUAAAAUUUAAAAAAAAAGUAUAGAAAAAUAAAU